This is a messenger RNA of Sinocyclocheilus anshuiensis, 3877 nucleotides long. It is a transcript of the gene kcnma1b, whose product is annotated as potassium large conductance calcium-activated channel, subfamily M, alpha member 1b. The record is from RefSeq and is a predicted model, not a curated record. Gene Ontology annotation, biological process: potassium ion transmembrane transport. Bases 311 to 3877 code for a protein of 1188 amino acids. Gene Ontology annotation, cellular component: postsynaptic membrane. Gene Ontology annotation, molecular function: large conductance calcium-activated potassium channel activity. NCBI's taxonomy places the organism in Eukaryota, Metazoa, Chordata, Actinopteri, Cypriniformes, Cyprinidae. The transcript is spliced from 33 exons.
AGAACGCAGCUGAACGCAACACGUUAGUGAAAGAGCGCACGGAAGAUCCGUCACCAAGCUUUAAAUCGUGGGGAUGUUUUCCAUCAUGAUGCAUAUCCAGCGUGCGACCUCGUUUAAAGACGCGACGACGCGUUUCCAGUAGGAGUUUUCGUGCGUUUUGAGGAAGACUUUGAAUUGCGCGGAGAACCGAGCAGCGGGCGAGAGCGCAGAGCGCAGCGGGAGGAGAGUGCGCACACGCGGGGCUCUGCCCUGCCAAACAUGGCUGAUCGUCAGGAGCGGGGCGCUGCAGGGAUCUCCAGAAAGACGCUCGAUGCUCCCCACUGAAGAACCAGAAGAUGAUGAUGGUGAUGAGAAGCGGCUCUCCACAAUAAUGACCUAUCCGCUCUCGGUUCGGAACAUGGCUGUGAUCAUCCCCUACACCAGUGAUGUACCCUGUGACCCCAGGGGCCAGAGGAUGUGGUGGGCUUUCCUCGCCUCCUCCAUGGUCACUUUCUUCGGGGGUCUGUUCAUCAUCCUGCUGUGGAGGACCCUCAAGUACCUGUGGACGGUGUGCUGCCACUGCAAGAAUAAAAAGAAGGAGUGUAACCCGGCGGUGCUCGGUGACGGUGUGAUUAAAGCGGUGGGUCAGCGGGAGGCGGAGGCGGUGGUCAGCGAGGUGGGAUGGAUGACCUCAGUGAAGGACUGGGCCGGGGUCAUGAUCUCUGCUCAGACGCUCACGGGACGAGUGCUGGUGGUGCUUGUCUUCGCUCUGAGCAUCGGAGCGCUUGUGAUUUACUUCAUCGACUCCUCUAAACCCAUCGAAUCCUGUCAGCAUUUCGACAAGGACUACACAUUGCAGAUCGACAUGGCCUUCAACGUGUUCUUCCUCUUGUACUUUGGACUGCGUUUCAUCGCAGCCAAUGAUAAACUGUGGUUCUGGCUGGAGGUGAAUUCAGUGGUGGAUUUCUUCACCGUCCCGCCUGUGUUUGUGUCCGUGUAUCUGAACAGGAGCUGGCUGGGAUUGAGGUUCUUAAGAGCCUUGAGGCUGAUCCAGUUUUCAGAAAUAUUACAGUUUUUAAAUAUCUUAAAAACAAGCAACUCCAUAAAGUUGGUGAAUUUGUGCUCAAUCUUUAUAAGCACAUGGCUGACGGCAGCGGGCUUCAUUCAUUUGGUGGAAAACUCAGGGGAUCCUUGGGAAAACUUCCAAAAUUCCCAACCGCUUUCCUACUGGGAGUGUGUGUACUUACUCAUGGUAACCAUGUCCACAGUGGGUUAUGGAGAUGUUUGUGCUAAAACAACCCUCGGACGCCUUUUCAUGGUCUUCUUCAUUCUCGGAGGAUUGGCCAUGUUUGCCAGCUACGUUCCUGAAAUCAUAGAGUUAAUAGGAAACCGCAAGAAAUAUGGUGGUUCCUAUAGUGCAGUAAAUGGGAGAAAGCAUAUAGUCGUCUGCGGUCACAUCACACUGGAGAGCGUCUCCAACUUCCUCAAAGACUUCCUACACAAGGACAGGGAUGAUGUCAAUGUAGAAAUAGUUUUUCUCCAUAAUAUUUCCCCUAAUCUUGAGCUGGAAGCCUUAUUCAAGAGACACUUCACACAGGUGGAGUUUUACCAGGGAUCCGUCCUCAACCCUCAUGAUCUCGCUCGAGUCAAGAUUGAGUCAGCCGAUGCCUGUCUGAUCUUAGCCAACAAAUAUUGUGCAGAUCCUGACGCUGAAGAUGCAUCCAAUAUCAUGAGGGUGAUAUCCAUUAAAAACUACCAUCCAAAGAUCCGAAUCAUUACACAGAUGCUGCAGUACCACAAUAAGGCUCAUCUUCUCAACAUCCCGAGCUGGAACUGGAAGGAGGGCGAUGACGCCAUCUGCCUCGCCGAGCUGAAGCUGGGCUUCAUCGCUCAGAGCUGCCUGGCACAGGGUCUGUCCACCAUGCUGGCUAACCUCUUCUCCAUGAGGUCCUACAUCAAGAUUGAAGAAGACACAUGGCAGAAGUAUUAUUUAGAGGGAGUAGCCAAUGAAAUGUACACGGAGUAUCUGUCCAGUGCCUUCGUGGGUUUGUCUUUCCCCACCAUUUGUGAACUGUGCUAUGUGAAGCUGAAACUCCUGCUGAUCGCGAUCGAGUAUAAAUCAGACCAGAGAGAAAGCAGGUCAAUCCAGGCACUUUUCUACUGUAAAACUUGUCACGAUGACAUUACAGACCCAAAACGGAUCAAGAAGUGCGGAUGCAAACGGAUGUUGUAUUCUAAAAGUAACUAUAACGGAUACAUCAAAUCAAUAGUGGAGGAGGAGCAGCAGUCGGCUCUGUCGCCCAAGAAAAAACAGCGUAACGGAGGGAUGAGAACGUCGCCCACAUGCUCGCCCAAAAUAAUAAGGCACGACCCGUUGUUGGUCCCUGGACACGAUCAAAUGGAAACAAUGGAUGAGAACAUAAAGAAAUAUGAUUCGACAGGAAUGUUUCACUGGUGUCCAUCAAAAGACAUCGAGAAGGUCAUGCUGACUCGCAGUGAGGCGGCGAUGACGGUUUUGAGCGGUCACGUGGUGGUUUGUAUAUUCGGCGAUGUGAAGUCGGCUCUGAUCGGUCUGCGUAACCUGGUGAUGCCUCUGAGAGCCAGUAACUUCCACUAUCACGAGCUGAAGCCCAUCGUGUUCGUGGGCUCUCUGGAGUAUCUCAAGAGAGAGUGGGAGACGCUACACAACUUCCCCAAAGUCUCCAUCUUACCCGGGACUCCACUGAGUCGGGCCGAUCUGAGAGCCGUCAACAUCAACUUGUGUGACAUGUGCGUCAUCCUGUCAGCCAAUCAGAACAACAUCGACGACGCCUCUCUGCAGGAUAAGGAGUGUAUUCUGGCCUCUCUCAACAUCAAGUCCAUGCAGUUUGAUGACAGUAUUGGACUCUUGCAGGCCAACUCUCAAGGUUUCACUCCUCCUGGCAUGGAUCGCUCGUCUCCGGAGAACAGUCCCGUACACGGAUUGGUGCGACAGGCGUCCAUAACCACUGGAGCAAACAUUCACAUCAUCACAGAGCUCGUGAACGACUCAAACGUCCAGUUUCUGGACCAGGACGAUGACGACGAUCCCGACACAGAGCUGUACCUCACGCAGCCGUUCGCCUGUGGGACAGCGUUCGCCGUCAGCGUGCUGGAUUCAUUGAUGAGUGCCACGUACUUCAAUGAUAACAUUCUGACUCUGAUCCGGACGCUGGUGACCGGCGGAGCCACGCCGGAGCUGGAGGGUCUGCUGGCGGAGGAGAACGCGCUGCGUGGAGGAUACAGCACAACGCAAACACUGGCCAACAGAGACCGCUGCCGCGUCGCACAGCUGGCGCUUUACGACGGCCCCUUUGCUGAUCUGGGGGAUGGAGGCUGUUAUGGUGAUUUAUUCUGUAAAGCAUUGAAGACGUACAACAUGUUGUGUUUUGGAAUCUACCGAUUAAGAGACGCACAUCUGGGAGCACCCAGCCAGUGCACCAAACGAUACGUGAUCGCGAAUCCUCCGUACGACUUCGAGCUGGUGCCUACAGAUCUGAUCUUCUGCCUGAUGCAAUUUGACCACAACGCCGGCCAGACGCGCACCAACCUGUCCACUCACUCCACCUACUGCCCCAGCAAGAAGAGCCCAUCCGCCCACUCCGUCCCCUCAUCCGCCCGGCCGGGCCGCAGCCGGAGCCGCGACCUGCGCGACAAACAGAAUGUGCCCAGGACGAAUAGAGGGGUUUCAGGUCAUCUCUGCAGUGCAUGUUUCUCCAGAUUCAGGGCUCUGCUCUGGUACACAGAUGAACCUGAGAACAGCUUCCCUAGAAACACGCAAACCAAACACACCAACACACACACAGCCAAUCAGACCAAUCAGUACAAAUCCACCAGCAACAUCAUCCAGCCAAUCAGAGAAGUGGAGGAGGAGCCUUGA